UCCACACCAAACGCAUCAUGAUGAUCCGCCACAAACGGGACAUUUCGAGCAGAACCCCGCUUCAGAAAACCUCUGAAAUAUCCGGACGCAGAGCUCUGAAGAGAAAAAUGCAUGAUCCACGAUGAACUGGGAUGUGGUGGUUCAUGUGUUUCUGUAAUACUCCUGUCAAAUAAUGGCUUGCCGGGCUGGAUGCUGCUGCACCGGCAUCGGUUCUCUAAACGAAGAUAAUGCCAGGUUUCUCAUGCUGGCUCUGCUGAUCAUCAUCUACCUGUUGUGUGGGGCAGCGGUGUUUUCGGCGCUCGAGCACCCGAAGGAGAAGCUCGCCAAGGAGCGAUGGGCUCAGAGGAUCGAGCAGUUCACCCUCAAGUACAACCUGAGUCAAGACGACCUGAAGAACUUCCUGAGGAACUAUGAGGAGGCCAAUGUGGCGGGAAUCCGCGUGGACGCCACCAGACCGAGAUGGGAUUUCGCGGGAGCGUUUUACUUCGUCGGAACUGUGGUUUCAACUAUCGGUUUUGGGAUGACGACGCCCGUCACUAUUGCUGGGAAGAUAUUCUUGAUCUUUUAUGGGCUUAUUGGUUGCGCAGCCACCAUUUUGUUCUUCAACCUCUUCCUGGAACGUGUCAUCACAGUGAUCGCAUUCGUUCUGAAGUUCUGCCACGAGCGCAGAGAACGUCGCAAAGCCGGCCCGGCUCAAAACUGCCAGCGUCCAUCCUCUGGCAGCAGAGAACGGCGCACGGACAGCUUGGCCGGUUGGAAACCCUCAGUGUACUGCGUCAUGCUCAUCUUAGGAGUCGCCGCCAUCGUGGUCUCCUGCUGCGCCUCCGCCAUGUAUUCGGCAGCCGAGGGUUGGGACUACCUGGACGCCCUCUAUUUCUGUUUCGUGGCUUUCAGCACCAUUGGUUUUGGGGAUAUGGUGAGCAACCAGCGUGAGAUGUACAAAGCCCAAGCGGCCUACAGGGUCGGCAACUUCCUUUUUAUCCUCACGGGGGUGUGUUGCAUCUACUCGCUGUUCAACGUCAUUUCCAUCGUGAUCAAGCAAGUGCUCAACUGGCUUCUGCGGAGACUGGAGACUCCCUGCCGCUGCCCAGGCCGAGGGAACCGCCAUCCACGGAGGAACGUGGUCGUCCCGGGCCACAUGAGAACCAGACGGGACAACUCCAUCGAGACUGACGCGGUCAAUGACAGCGAGGCGGAUGGACGGCGGAUGUCUGGAGAGAUGAUCUCCAUGAAGGACUUUCUGGCUGCUAAUAAAGUAAAUCUGGCUAUCAUGCAGAAGCAGCUGUCAGAGAUGGCCAACGGACAUCCUCGCCAGUUAGGGAGCAGCUCACGUCACAACGAGUUUUCCGGUGGGGUCGGAGCGCUGGGAAUCAUGAACAACCGACUGGCAGAGACAAGUGUAGAUAGAUAAAUCCAGCGUUUAGAAAUGUGAAAUAACCAGACGACCUCCACAGCAAAGUGUCAAAGUGUGACAACUUUUCAACAAAGGCAAGCAAAUACCAUAACUCUCAUCUUUUGGGUCUCAUUCACUAAUGAAUAAAUGCGCAAACAAGGUUAGCUUGGAAAAUGUUUGGUGGAUUGUCACACCAGGUGUGCACCAGGGUUGAACAUUAAUGAGGGCUUAUGGCAAAAAUGACCUACAGAUUUAAGAUAAAGGGGGCAAAAAAAUCCCCCUGCACAACUAAACAGUAUAUCACCGCUGUCGCGGUUAAAAUUAAACGUGAAUCAAUAAAAAAUGUCAAUUUGUGGAAUUACUUGCUUUUACGCUUUGUGCAGCGCUGAACCUUACAACCAAUCAAGCGCAUUUCUGUUGAACUUAAGAAUUUGAUUGCAUUGGCCAAUCAGAGGUGCUUGGAUUAGUCAGUGCUGAAAAUAAAAAUUGCCUUCACUAAUGUAAAAAAUGCCCUUAGAAAUCCGUUCCAGGGGGCAAAUAUUGCUCCUUAAUGGAAAAGUUAAUUUAAUAUGUACCAGGUUUAUUAUAGUUAACCUAAAAAAAA
Molecule: messenger RNA, 1997 nt
Organism: Labeo rohita (rohu)
Lineage: Eukaryota; Metazoa; Chordata; Actinopteri; Cypriniformes; Cyprinidae
Gene: kcnk13b
Product: potassium channel, subfamily K, member 13b
Exons: 2
Coding region: 173-1411 (412 amino acids)
Biological process (GO): stabilization of membrane potential; potassium ion transmembrane transport
Cellular component (GO): membrane
Molecular function (GO): potassium ion leak channel activity
Source: RefSeq, a predicted model, not a curated record